AUGGCAACAACAAACAAGCGGAUGCCCUGUGCUCCAAGUGACAGCUGGGUUGUCAUAGCAGCAGACUCUGUGGUCAACUCAAAGAAGCGUGAUGUUGCAGAUCCGUCUUUUGUGAAACUAAAGAACCCAAGUACAGACACCGCCUCUCUUUAUCUGCUGGGUAGUGGUGAUACAGAGUUGUAUGAAGUGAAAGCUUUUGAAGAAGACUACCACAGCUGGUUUAUUGAUCAAACCGUGCAACAAGAUGGAAGGCUCCUCUUCAUCACACCACUCGACCCCCUCUAUCUUCUGCUUCCGUAUUUACUUCACGCAGGCAAAGAUGAAAAGUUUCAACCCAUGGAUCAGCUUUUAGUGGAUGAGAAUUUCCCAGCUUGCACCAGACUGCUGAGCUGCUCCUAUUCUCUUCACAAUAUCGCAGAGGAAAAAGAAGUGGGAAGUCUGAAAUUUUACCGUUACAGUCAAGAGCGGACUCUAGACUGGUUAAAGAAAAAGGUUGACAGGACAGUUGUUGCGCUCAAGAAGAAGAACAUUUCAGUCGGAGAAGGGGUUAAAUCUGCCACAUAUAUAAAAGUGAAGACUGAGUCCGACUGUCAUGAAGAGGACUACUUGCGAUAUGCUCAUGGCCUUAUUUCAGGGUACCUCAGUGAAGACUUGAGCAAUGCUUUGCGAAUACAUUUAAAUCUACCCGAACUCACAAGCCCAGCAGAGUCGGAGCCACCGCUAAAGAAGCGGAAACUGUCUGACAAACCCGUGGAGGCUGGAGAGGACUACACCAAAUUCAACAGUGCAGACUUUGCCCGAAAACCUCCCAAGAAGAUGACUGCCGCUCAGAAAACUCUGGCCAAAGUGGACAAAAGCGGCAUGAAGUCCAUGUCGUCCUUUUUCAGUCCCAAGGUCAAAACAGAGAAGAAGUAA
Molecule: messenger RNA, 915 nt
Organism: Knipowitschia caucasica
Lineage: Eukaryota; Metazoa; Chordata; Actinopteri; Gobiiformes; Gobiidae
Source: the annotation of a GenBank genome assembly